UAAUACUGGGAAUGCAGUGUAUGCCCCUGGCUGAUCAGCUUCCAAUGUGUGUAGGUAUAUGGCUACUAGGGAGGUACAAUUACUUUACCAAGUAAUGCGCGACGUACUGAUACACCAAAUAUGGAUGUGCGUACGCAGUACUCUCGUAGCCAGGUGAUCAACAACUAUGACCAAGUUUUGUCCGGCAGCCUGUCUACCAUCGAUACAGUACCCUCGAAUAACUCACGUGUACCUCAUAUAGGCGUUUGUGACGCCUCAUCGGCUGAUCUGUACAUGAUCAGGUUAGAAGAAUUGCUACUGUUUGACCCUAAGGCAUAUUUUACAGGGCCCGAAGUUACAGUACCAUUCUGCCACAGGGCAUCCGUGCACCGUUAUAGGAUACGGCAUACAGCUGAUCGCGGCAGUAAUAGAUCUCAGGGUACAAUUCGUGCUACCAGGUCAUAUGGAUCACCAAGUGAGGGUUCAGAUCCAGAUAAUGAUGACCAGCAUUUUGGCUUUGGGUCAAAUGCAACUGUUACUAAGGAGCGCUAUAAAUAUGUCCUCCCCAAGGAGGACGAACAUCAGUCAUCGCCCACAACUAUUACAGUGACCAAUUCCACCAGUUGGUCAGGUCGGUAUGAGUGGACUGAUGCUGUACAUCGCAUAAAUCGUGAAGUAUUCAAGAAUCCAGGUUUUCGUCCAACUCAGUUGGAGGCUAUAAACUGCAUAUUAAGUAAACGCGACACCUUUGUGGUAAUGCCAACUGGUGGUGGCAAGUCAUUGUGUUUUCAGCUACCGGUGGUUUAUGAUGGCAUGCUGCGUACUGGCGGCGUUACGGUAGUAGUGAUGCCACUGGUAUCGUUGAUCCAAGACCAGAUAAAGCGUUUAAAUACUUUGGGCAUACCAUGCAAUGCAUUGGUAGGUGAAAUCAGUUAUAGUGACCGUGAGGUGGUCUUUGAAGAUAUCAGGUCACGCGGCGAAGGGUCUUGUGUUUUAUUUGUCACUCCCGAACGUAUAACAACCUCCAAGGCAGUUCUGCAGGUAUUCCGUAACCUAGAGAGCCAAAACAGACUCUCUAGAUUCGUUAUCGACGAGGCUCAUUGCGUAUCUGAAUGGGGAAAUGAUUUUCGUCCAGAUUACAAGGCAAUGGGCCUAUUUAAGCAUGAAUUCCCAAAUGUGCCUGUAUGCGCAUUGACUGCCACUGCGACUCCGCAGGUGGUAGCGGAUGUCUGUGCAGAGUUGCGUCUUAAGGAGCCCACGGUACUCAAGUCUAACUUUAACAGGCCUAAUCUUAGGUACGAGGUGCUGCCUAAAGACCGUAACUGGGAUAAGUCACUAACCCAAUUGGUUCAGCUGAUUAAUAGCCGCUUCAAGGGGUUGUGUGGCAUUGUGUACUGUCUAAGUUGUAAUGAAGUUGAACGUGUAACGGAGGCACUAGGCACCAGUAUGAAGGUAGCGCCUUACCACGCCCAGAUGAAUAUGGCGUUGCGUACUUCAUACUAUGACCAAUGGAUGUCGGGAUCAGUGGAUGUCAUGGUUGCGACUCUGGCGUUUGGUAUGGGUAUCGAUAAAAGUGACGUCCGCUUUGUCGUCCACUUUUCAAUACCAAAGUCUAUUGAAAACUACUUCCAAGAAGCGGGUCGAGCAGGGCGUGACGGUAAGCCUUCUUGGUGUAUAAUAUUCUACCUUUUCCAUGAUUCACGUCGCUUGUUGGCGCUUAGUGUCCUGUCUAAUCCAACGGGACCAUGUCAACAGGAGCAUGUCAGUCGCAACAAUAUAUUGAGUGUAGCCGGUUACUGUGAAAGCGGCUAUGCAUGCCGUCGUAAAGCCCUGCUGUCACACUUUGGCGAAACUUUACAGGGGCGCUGUGACCUGCCGUGUGAUACUUGCGCCACGGGUGCUGCUAGCCAAUACACCAAGCGUGAUUGCAGACAGGAAGCUUUGUUUAUAUGUGACUCUCUGCUGACGGCUGCUAGAGCCAAGACAAACAUCCAAAAUACGAUGCUUAGUUUGCAUAAGCUUUUAACUGCACGUAAAACGGAGAGUAAUGCGCUAUCGGGGUACCUGAGGUCACGUGGAUUCACUAAUGAUGGUGCCAUGUUACUACUCAAGCAAAUGGUGAUACACCAGUUACUCAUUGAGCGCGUGACGCGUGUUACCAAUCAAAACUUCCCGUCAUUCUAUAUAGGGGUCAAUGGUAAAUUCAGGCAGUAUCUAUCGCGUAUGGAAUUUAUCUACUUCCCCGCCUCUGUCAGUAUUUUGUCUACAUCGAAACAUGCCGGUACUACUGCCACCAGGAUGAAUUUAGAAACAAGUCCCACGCCAGCUAAGAAAAACCUUGGAUCUUCCACUAGGCGUGUGAAAGCAUCGGGAAGCGCGAGUACUACCAACGUUAAAAGAGCAACGGGCGCUGCAACCUCUAAGAAAGCAUUGAAUAUAAACAAACCAUUCGCUCCACCGACAAAAUGCGAGUUUAACACAGCUUACCCUAUGAAGUCUCAAAGUGCACCCGUGACUCCAGCAAAGCGAAACUACAACAAAACAGGCGUAAAAACAACACCCAAAAAGACAGCCGUAAGAAAGACAACGGCUAAAUCCACACCAAAAAUGAAGUUACCUAACGGUUUAAUUAAAAAAUAAAAAUGGACGUCUAGGCUAUAACAGGGUUCA
Messenger RNA from Babesia bovis T2Bo, 2649 nucleotides. Its product is annotated as ATP-dependent DNA helicase RecQ family protein. The record is from RefSeq and is a predicted model, not a curated record. Gene Ontology annotation, biological process: double-strand break repair via homologous recombination. Gene Ontology annotation, cellular component: nucleus; cytoplasm; chromosome. Lineage: Eukaryota; Apicomplexa; Aconoidasida; Piroplasmida; Babesiidae. The transcript has a single exon. Gene Ontology annotation, molecular function: nucleic acid binding; 3'-5' DNA helicase activity; ATP binding. The coding region runs from base 121 to 2619 and encodes 832 amino acids.